ACUCUUUGACUUCAGUAUUUGGCCAUUCGUAUUUGCUAUUUCCAAGGAACUUAUUUUUUAGAUCCUUAGUUGUUUGUCUUUGACAACAGAUUGUCUUUAUCGCUCUCCAUAGGGUGUGAAAAAGAAAGACUGUAUUCAUAGAAAUGCCGGCAUCAGAUUAUACAACAUGAUCUUGUUAACCUUUGCGUUGCCGUCAUUAUGCAAGAAUUUAUAACAAAAACUGUCAUGUCCUCAAGUCGCGAUCGCGAGUGAUGGAUGUGUUUUGUGGCAGCCAGUGAAUAUUGUUCAAAAUGGCUGAGACAGAAACAGAUAAUAACAGUAUUAUAAGAUCCGAAAGAAAUAAUAAAGAAACAGUGCCUGGCAAUGGGCCACGGCGUGUAACUAUAUAUAAAACUGAGACUGGUUUCGGCUUCAACGUCCGUGGUCAGGUGUCAGAGGGAGGGCAGUUGAGAUCGAUCAACGGGGAGUUGUAUGCUCCUCUUCAGCAUGUAAGCGCAGUGCUGGAGCAAGGAGCUGCAGAGCAGGCUGGAAUCAGGAAGGGAGACAGGAUACUUGAAGUAAAUGGCGUGAACGUAGAAGGAUCCACCCAUAGGCAGGUGGUUGACCUCAUCAAGUCGGGCGGGGACUGCCUCACUCUCACCGUCAUAUCUGUCACACCGAGAGAAGCCGAACGCCUAGAACCAUGCGACGACGGCUCAGCCCCAGUGGGCGUGAUCGGAGGAGCGGCCAACUCCCGAGCCACAGUGUACCAACGUUACGACUACACUGACAAGCGGUCUCUGCCCGUGUCCAUUCCGGACUACCGCGUGGUGAUGGAGCGGAGUACAGGCCGCUCGUAUGUGGCGUUCAACGUCCACAUGGCCGGCAGGCACCUGUGCAGCAGGCGGUAUAGGGAGUUCGCUGCACUACACCAGCAACUUAGGAAGGAAUUCUUAGGUUUCAAUUUCCCCAAAUUGCCGGGGAAAUGGCCGUUCACCCUGAGCGAACAACAACUGGACGCCAGGAGACGAGGACUCGAACAGUAUUUAGAGAAAGUUUGCGCCGUCCGCGUGAUAGCGGAAUCCGAUGCCGUACAAGAGUUCCUCACCGACUCCGAUGACUCGUCCAACCCUUCACCGGUCGAAUUGAAAGUUCUCCUACCAGACAAGCAAGCAAUCGCCGUGUCAGUCUUACGGUCUACCAACGCUGACGAUGUGUAUAGAGCCGUCUGCGAUAAAAUCGGACUGUCCAAAGCUGUUCAGAAGUAUUUCUACCUGUUUGAGAUCGUGGAAUACAACUUUGAACGCAAGCUGCAGCCGAACGAAUGCCCUCACUCCCUCUACAUCCAGAACUACUCCACGGCUUCCAGCAGCUGCCUCGCCGUCCGCAAGUGGCUGUUCAGCCCCCAGGCGGAGCUGAGGCUCAUCAAUAAAGACCAGAAGGCGAGGGAAUUCAUCUUCUGGCAGGCCGUGGAGGAGGUGAACCGUGGCGUGUGCAGCGCCGGCGCUCGCCUCUACCAACUGAAGGCGCUGCAGAGCGAGACCCGCGCCGCGGAGUAUCUCGGUCUCGCUCGCACGCUGCCCGGCUACGGGCACGUCGCCUUCCCGCCCGCCCGCACCGACUGCAGCGCCACGCCCGCGCUGCACCUGACCGUGGGUUGGACCGGCCUCACCCUAUCCGCGUGGUCGGAAGAGUCCGGCACGGGCCCCGGGGUGGAGGUCCCCUGGGAGAACGUUCAAGAAUGGCGCACUGAUGACGACGCCGCUGCCAUGAGACUCGUGACCACACACCCGCCCCGACCUCCCCGCGCCCUAGCUCUCUAUACGCCAUACUAUCAAUUCCUCUGCAACUGCAUGGACAGAAUAGCGGAGGAGGCUAAUUGGGUCGACACAGGCGAAUAAAAUUGCACUCCACUGCUUAGGAAGUAAGACUCAAAAUGUAUUACGAUGUCUCAAAGCGCCGCCAUUUUAUAUAUGUUGUUGUCACUAUUACGUUUAACACAUUUAUUGAUAAAUGCUUACAAUAACUGUAACUGUUGCCUUUUUUUUUAUUUUUAACUUAUGUAUUCUUCAUCGGAAUAACUGAUUUCUAUAAAUACACUGCCAAUUCUUCAUUACUUUAUUUAAAUUACAGAAAUUCUGAAUAUGAAAUUUUCACCUAAGACAACUUUUAUAUAAAAUGGCGUCGGAACAAUCUACUAUUAAUGUUUUUAUAUUUAUCCGGAUUGGUUACAUUGCUGUUUAUGUAUAUAUAAGUUUUCUAACGUGAUGCUGUCUAUGUUCUGUGUUGUCAAUUAUGAGCCUUAAUUCAGAUUUGGUUCACAGAGACAACAUUGAAUCUGAUUUAGUCUUUGAAUAAUACUGUGUUUUGACUUCAUUUAAAUUUGAGUCUUGAUACAACAUUAAUAAAGUUUAUUAUUGCAAUAUGCAGUCGUUAUUCUAAGCUAAAUCAGAUCAGCCCUUUGCUUUUAAGACUCUUUAUGAAUAGAUAAGUUAUUAUUAUGUACUUACAUAAAUUAGUAAAUUUCCUAUAUUCGUUUUGAUUUAUACAUACUGUACACAAUAUGAUAUCGAAUCUUAUUAUAUUAUACUGUGCACAUUCCAUACUAGCUUAAACUACGAAUAGAUAUAUUGGAAUGUUCACAGUAUUAUCUACAUAAUUCUAAAUAUAAUUAAAAAAUUGCAUCUCAUAAUAAUGUUUAUCUAGAUUAAUGAUAAAUCAAUUAUUCUAUAAUGUUUAAAAGAAACUUAUAGUUAGGUAUUCCUUAUCGAAUAACCGCCUUUAUAUUCUUACAAUAUACCUAACUAUUAAUUGUUUACGCAAAUCCUGAAAAAUAUAGUGCUCUUUCUUAUAAAAUAAUUAUUGUCAGUUAUUUCGAGUUGAUGUGCUUAGUAUUAUCAUUGUCAUUAUUUAAAUAUUUAUUUCCUUUGUAGAUUAGUAUUCCAAAAAAAAAUUUUUUUUAGGAAUACGUCAAAAUAUUCGUUAAUUUUUUUAAGCAAAAACUAAUAAAUGAUAGUUAUAAAUUUGGAUUGAAGUAGAAAGUAGUGGAUUUUAUUAUCUGUUGUUAGCUGGAAAUUAUUGCAUUUUCUCACUGGCAAUAGUUUUUGUAGUAUGUUUGAGUAGUUACACGAUUAUAAUGUCUAAAUGAACUGGUGUAGAACUUAAUUAAUAAAAUGAUUAAAAUAAAUAAGAAAUCAUUUAACUAUUUUUUUGUUGAAAUUAAUAUAAAAUUAACAACUAUAAAAAAUCUGCGGCGAAUCAUGUCGUUCGCGGAUUGAAAUAAAAUUAUUGGAAAUUAAUAAAUUUAAGGCAAAAAAGUUGUAAGACUGUAAAAUUUGUGCGAGGAAUCAGCCAUCAAAGAGCGAGCAGAGUAAAGUGUGCCAUUGUACGUUUAUAUGAUAGUUUUCGACAUGUUACAUUCAAGUCUAUUUCUUUUUACAAAUCCGUCUUUCAUUAAUUAGUUUAUAACUAAGAACUAAUAGAAAAUGUUUUUGGUUCUUUGAAAUCAGACGUUAAAUAUUGACAUAUUCUGUCCGUAAAAAUUUAGAAAGUUAUAUUUAAUAUUGCGAAAAGUCCAACCAUAGAAUUACUAGCGAUUGUGAAUUACCUUAAUAAUGUUUGUUCUAUGCUUAUUAUAUUGUAAUCAUAAAUAUUCACAUAUCUAAGUGUGUUUGUUUGCAUGUGCGAAUUGUUAGCGAAAUUGUUGGAAAGAAUGGGUUUAGUACAAAAUAUUAAUCGAUAACUAACAUUAAGGACUAGCUUGGCUAGUGUAACUAUCUGGUUUUCUGGUUGAAUAUUCAUCUUUAUUCUGGUGUGAUAAGGUUCCCUUUUCUAUGUGUCUCUUGUAAAAAUUGGUGUGAGUAUUUUCAUUGUGAUAGCAAAAUAUUUUUUCUGUUUUUUUUUUCACUUUUUGUGGUGUUAAAUGCAUGAAACUAAUAUCAAAGUAUCAUGUAUGUUUAGUCGCAGUAGUGUAGAAGCAGAAUUCAUGUAUUAGCUACGGAAGAUAACGCCAAUUAUGUGAUAUUCUAUUCUAAACUCAUUUAUUCGAUCAUAUUAUUACGAUCAAAUGUGUAUCUUACAUAUCCAUAGUUAAUGUUAUUCAAGAUCUAUAGAAACGAGUACAAUUUAUAAUGUUAUACCUGUUCCUUUAUUCACCUUAUUUGACUGCUUCUAAUUCGAACUAUCCCUCAAAGUACUUGUUUGUUAAGUUUUCACAAAACACGUUGAAACAGGUUCAAAAUGCUUACUUUUAUCACUUUUUUUACGUUUCGCUUUCUUUUAAGGCCGCGUCGUCAGAAUUAUGAUUUUUUUUACUUUUGUCGAGUUACCUUCGAACGACUUUUAUUGAGCGCUCAAUAAA
Chilo suppressalis (striped riceborer) is the source of this 4339-nucleotide messenger RNA. NCBI's taxonomy places the organism in Eukaryota, Metazoa, Arthropoda, Insecta, Lepidoptera, Crambidae. The record is from the annotation of a GenBank genome assembly.